This is a messenger RNA of Ctenopharyngodon idella (grass carp), 3434 nucleotides long. Its product is annotated as transmembrane protein 158. The record is from RefSeq and is a predicted model, not a curated record. Bases 1910 to 2572 code for a protein of 220 amino acids. The transcript has a single exon. NCBI's taxonomy places the organism in Eukaryota, Metazoa, Chordata, Actinopteri, Cypriniformes, Xenocyprididae.
AUCAUGUGACAUGAAAACCAUAAAACAGGAAAUGAUAGAGGACCCCUGUAGACAUGUGAAAACAAAUAUGACAUUUUUAAAGUCAUUUAAUCAAAACCUUUGUUUUAAAGUUGUUUUUUUGCUAUCUUGAACACUUAUGUUUGUCACUGACCCAAAUAUAGCGGAGGCUAGUUGCCAUAAUUUUACUUCAGUUAAUAUAUCUUAGCACAUAAAUCAAAGUCUAUUGAGCACUACUAGCGUAGACCAAGUCGAGAUCAAGACCAGUAUGUGCUGAGACCAAGACCAAGGCAGGGCGAGAACGAGUCGAGACUAAAACCAGAUCACUCCAAUUUAUCUGAAAGAUCCACAUUUACUGCCUGAGAAAUGUCUUAUUUUUAAUCAAUAAAUAGCUACAAUUAGAAUAAUAAGACACUAUAUAGAGCUGUUAACAAUCAAAUUAAAUCACUGACAACAAAAUUCAUCGUUGCACUGCAGAGGAGGCACAGAAACUGCAUCUGAAUUGGUAACAUUAUGUCUAAACAAAGUUCUGUUUAUUAAAUGUUUGUAUAAAAUUGAUAUCACAUUUGCAUUUGUGCUCAAAUUUGUGAAAACAGCUCUCUUGCUCUUGUUAUAUUGCUUUUUAUAAUAAUUAUAUCAUAUAAAAAUCCAGAUCUCAUACAAGUACUUUUUUUGCAACAAUAUCUUGAAUUUUGUGGCCAUUUGUUUUAAUCCCUCAUUAAUUUCUUACCCGGUAUUAGAAAUAAGUUAUUGAUUGCAUCUGAAGCAAGAAGUUUUUAUAUCUUUUAUAUUAUAUAAAAUCCCAAGUCCUCUUCUGAGACCAAGACAAGAUCGAGUACAAAUGUGGUUGAGAGAUAGAGAAGACCAAGACCUUCAAAAAAUGGUCUUAAGACCAGUCUCAAGUACUACAACACAAAGCACAAAAAGCUAUUGAACAUUUCUGCCAGUUCAUUUACAGGUCAUUAACACAUGCUGAUCUGUUGUGCUCCAUCUUUGUGUCACACUAUAUGGGAUAAAAUGUCAGAAAUUCACUAUUAAAAUGCAUAUUCAGCAACGGUUAAAUAGUAAACCAGUUAUAUAAUAAAAAUAAAGGAUACCAUUGUUUUUGCAGAGAAAUAUUUAAAUUAAAACAUGUGACAACUUGCCCCUUGUCCUGAGAACACAGUUCAGCCUAUUUUAUAGAUGUCUAAAUGAAGUGUGGUUUUAUUGUUCACUUCUCACUCAAUAGAUAUUACAAAAAUAAGUUGAUGUUGAAAUUUAAAUAAUUUAAAAAAUGAAUCAGUUUUGAAACCGACAUGCAAAAUGUUAGACUCAAAACUGUAUAGUUAUGUCUCUGCUACAUAAAGGUUCUUUAUUGGUAUUGAUGGAACUUUUAACAUCCAUAGAAUCUUUCAAUUCCACAAAAGGUUCUUUAUAGAGAAAAAAGGUUAUUUAGAUCAUUAAAAUGUUCUUUACUCUAAGAAUAGAAAUAGUUCUUUCUUUAAGAAAGGUUCUUUGUGGAACCAAAAUGGCAUCUCUGUAAAAAGUCCCCUUUUGGAACCUAAAUCCUAAAGAGUGUCCAUCUUCAGUGGGUGAAAUUGUCUUUCUGAGCCCACGUGAUAUCCUACUGUCAUCUGAAGUGUACAGUUGACUCUGCCGUGAAGCGUCCAACCCCUGUCGACGAGCUGAAGCAGUGAGGUGAAGGAGCAGAACUCUGCUUUCUAGACAGACACACACUGAAGCGCAACUGUGCGCUCGGGCACUUCGCUCUCUGAGCGCGCAGAAGCAGCAGCAGCAGCAGCACGUCCACGGAAGCGCAGAGGACACACGCGUAACUGAUGGAGCAGAUAUAUGACGGACUGCUCAGCAUCUACCACGGAAUAAAGAGAGAGUGCGAGACCACCAUGCGCCUGGAGGAACCGCGCGCUCUGCCAUGCUGAGCAUCUCCCUCACUCUCCUACUGGCUCUGACCGCUACCGCCCGCUGCUCCAACAGCUGGAGCGACGAGGACCUGCUGCUGCCGCCCAUCAACUCCUCCGGCAGAUUCCUGGCCAGCCUGGAAGUGGAUGUGGGCUACUCGAAGAGAUCCGUGGAGGAGCCCGAAGCCUCCUCGCAGUGCAACGUGAGCGUGGAAAGACUCCCCACCAAACUCGUGGCGCGCUGGGACAGCAACUUCGGCUUCCAGUGCGACGUGCUCAUGUACACCACCAACAACCACGGCAAGGCGUUCUUCUCUGCCGCCUUCAACCGCGCGAUCUCGCCGGUGUACAUCGAGCACCUAGGCGUCACGGGCGGCCAGCAGGAGUUCCGCCUGUGCGUCGGAUGCGGUCUGUCCAGGUAUCGGAGAUUCAGACGGGGCAGGUCAGAGGGUCAGCAGACGGGCGACUCCGUGCAUUUCUGCUGCGUGGAUUUCGCUCUGGACGAGCUGAAGGGGGACCGGAGCUGGAGGCUCAACCGCAAACCCAUCGAAUCCACUCUGGUGGCUUGUUUCAUGACUUUAGUCAUCAUAAUAUGGAGCGUCGCUGCCCUCAUAUGGCCAGUUCCCAUUAUCGCGGGAUUUCUGCCCAAUGGAAUGGAGCAGAGAAGGCCGAGGUAAUAGAAUAGAAAUUAGCACCUUUAUCUACAAUAAAGGAGUUCCUAAAUCGCCAAACAUCUUAUGCUUAGUGGCAAAACAUGUAAUAUAUUUGCUUAAACAGUACUAUUCUCGUGUUUGAAAUGGCUAUUAGACCUACAUCUCCUGGAUGGACUGAGAUAUUUUACUAGAUUUGCUUUUAUAAAUUGAUUGUAAUAGAAAUACAUUAUAAAUGUGAUUCUCAGAUGUAAUUUCAAAUGUUUGUAAUGUUUUUAUCUUAAAAUUCCUGACUGAUUUCAAGUGUUUAUAGCGUUUGAAUAAAAUAUGGAGUGUGUCUCAGGAAAAACAAAGCUCUUUACAAUGUGUGUAAAUGCAUUUUGCGACUCUAGUUAGUUGGUAAAUUAAUACGAAAACACAUGCAGAGAUAUUCCAGUUACGCUCGUAAAAAUAAAGGCUCUUUGUUGGAAUUGAUGGUCCCAUGAAGAACCUUUAACAUUCCAUUCCACAAAUGGUUCAUAGGAGAAAAAUGCUUUAUAGAUUAUUAUAAUGUUCUUAACAUGAGUUUUGUUUGUUCACUGAAAGGUUCGUUGAGGAACCCAAAACGGUUCUUUUAUAGCAUCAUUCUGAGAAAAAAAAGAACCUUUAUUUUUAAGUGUUGCACUUUCAAAAGUUUGAGGACAGAUUUCUUGUGUUUGUAUUUAUUUGCAUAAAUAAUAAUAGGAUGUGAUUGAUAUUUCUUUAGUGUUGAAAACUCAACUAUAGCUUGAGCAACAAGGUGACAGGCAAUCCAUUUGUAAACAAUGAAGUGAACAAAUUUGUAUAAGGUUUAUACUUUGUAGAUCUGUCAUGAUUGUUAUUUGUAGUAUCAAUAAAUUCAUAAAAUAUU